UUAGAGGAAAUGAUAUAAAAAGGUAACAUUUUAGCAAGUUUCGUUAUUUGAAAAAGACGCUGCAUCCUGAUGCUGCAGGACGCAAUGUCGGCAAGCAGAUCCUACAUCAUGUUCUUCACUCUGUGGACUUUCCUGUCUGUGGCUCCUGUUUACGCAGAUCCAUGCACGCAAGGCCAGCAUCGAGAAGUUAACGACCCGAGGCGCAGCACCGCCAUUUCACCGACCAGUGGGGAUACCAUGCUUUGUGACAGUCUCCUCUCCAGCCCUCCGAUAUGGUACCGCUUUACCAGUCCCGCCGGUGGAGAUAUGCCAACAGCAAAUCCGGGGCUCCUCAAAUGUUCUACCUUAUUUCCAGUUUGGUUGAACGGAAAUAUUCCAUCGGUAGCCGACGGUGAGGUGACGCGGCAAGCAUGUGUCACAAAUUUUGGCGUAAGUUGUUCGUCUCCUUUCAACAUCAAAGUGAAGAACUGUGGAUUAUAUCGAGUGUAUCAACUGCCAAGAACUACCGGAUGCCCUAUUGCUUACUGCGCAGGGUCAGAGGCUCCCUGUCCGCCAGGUACGAGCUCUCCGACUGGAUACACACCGGGCUGCUCAGCCGGCUUUCCAAAUCUUACGAAGAAACCAAACCUUUCCUGGACUGUUGGCACUGGUCCUGAAAUUGUUUUUGAGUGCAAGCCAGAUGUCUCUGAGUUCACUGCAACCCAGCUCGUGAACAUGCGGUUUGACAUCACGUGGUACUUUGACGGAAGUAAAGUACACAGCCAACUCGAUGUUGCCCAGGGAAGUUUUCCCGGCAAACUGCACGAGGCCCAAUGGACCGGGACUCACACACUUGGAAUAACGAUAAGCUGUGGAGUCAAGGCAAAGUAUUCUGCAGGUGGAACCCCGAGUCCAGAAGUGAAAAGUGACGGUUUUUUCGCCGGUAUUGAGAUAUUGACACCAAAACCUCUGAAAAUAAAAAGCAACGACCCACCCAAACAAAUCCAAUUACGACCUACAGUCCCAGUACUUUGUCCGCUAGGUUUACCACUGAUUUCCUUGUGUCCUAAACUUCGAGUAGAGGUAAGAGUACCAGAAAUCCAAGGCAACCCUGGCGUGUGCCCGCAGACAGGUGUCGCAGUGGGUCCCAAUGUGGUGUUUCAGAACACAGCCUGCGGUGUGGAGAUUCCGUCCUUCCCUACUCUGACUCCUGGUUGGAAUGCCAUAGUAUCUCUCAAUGUCGCAGGAACUAUAACGUCAACUUAUUUUGGUGACAAAAUUUCCAACGUGAAACUAGCCACUCUGUCGUUCCCUUCACACCCCGCCUGGUCUAAUUAUUACCUACCUGAUUUUCCGGUAUUGGUGUAUAACGUUGCAGUUCAGCUAGCUGGCAAGAUGUGCUACUCUCACAAUGAUCCGCACAUGCGCACAUUUGAUGGCGAACGUUAUGAAAAUCAGAAUGCAGGAGAAUUCGUGGUGUACAAGCACCGCACUUUACCCGUCCAGGUGAACGCCCGUUUUGAGCCUUGUCAGGGAAUAGCAGGAGCAACGUGUAACUGCGCUGUGGCCGUUAAGUCGGGCACAGAUAUAUUCAUUGCUGACGCCUGUAAUGACCUGCGGUUGCUGAAGCAAGGUCUAAACACACCCUACAGCGUUGGGGUGGUAGGCUGUGACUUGGAAGGAAUGAAAAUCGAGAUGACAAAUGGCGGGAAAAAAUUUAAGAUAACAUUGCCAACUGGUGGCCAAGUCGUAAUAACAUACCAAAGCUGUUGUGGUGGGAAGUUUCUUAGCCUGGAUAUCCACCCCGGUGAACUGGAUAUAGACAACACAAGAGGGCUCUGUGGGGUGUUGAACAGUAACGUGAACGACGACUUCUUGCACUCUGAUUUGACGACAGUGACUCCACAUACCACAUCUCACCCGAAUGCAUUUUCAUUAUCAUGGAAAGUUACUGUGGCAACUGAAAGCCUGUUGACUGGAACACCUGGAACAACAUAUGCCAGGCACCCCUACUGUAAAUGUCCAGUGAACAACUGGGAUCCGACCGCCAGUUUGGACUGUAAUCUUAAUAACCAAGUUGCAGUGUGUGUGAAUCAAGCUACGGUCACCAGCGCCUUCUUCCAACAAUGCCAAAAAAGACGAGACACAACGAACGAUGAUGAUGUGUUUGAGCCGAGAGUCUAUGUAGACUAUGAUGAUUUUGUACCUGCGGAAGCAGAAUGGAGGAAUGGAUGGAAUGAAGCAUCUGCUCGAGAAUUCUGCAACCGUUAUAUCUUCUCCAAAGAAUCAGUGAAAAGAUGUACUGAAUUAAGCAAUGUAGACACAGAGGGACCGGUAGAAGGGUGCGUACUGGACAUCAAGUUGUCUGGCGGUACAGGCUGGGCAUUUACGGCCGUGGAAAAUGUGAAAGUUUCAUGUGAGGCAGAGUUACGCAGAAAUACCAGUCUUUGGAUUUUCGACGUUAAGACCAACACAACCCGUCUGCCAGACGUUAUUGACAAAAUAUGCAUGAAUGAAUGCAGCGGGCAUGGAAUUUGCGAAGGAGGGGAAUGCAUUUGUGAAGAUCGCUAUGGCGGGGAGGAUUGCUCUGUAGAUCUGACGGCUGUGCCGGUGUUAUUCGGGGUUCCUAAUGGAGGGGUGUGCGACAUACGUAACCGGACAUGCGCUAAGACACAAGUUUAUGGCGAAACAUUUUUGAAUACGACAAAGUUGAUAUGUAGGAUAAAGAAAUAUGAGGUAUAUGAGUGGGAAUAUGGCGAGUUCAUCCAGGUACACGGACACGAGGAGCCGGCUCAAUUCAAACAAUUCCAGGAGAUUUUUUGUCCACUGGUGUUGUACGAAUCUCCACCUUCCCUGGUCAUAAAAUAUCUGAUCAGCGUCGCCAAUGAUGGUGUUAACUUCAGCAAUGAAGUGGUCCUGACUGUGUACAACCCGGAGUGUUUCAUAUGUGAAAUACACGCAGAGCAUGUCUGGUGUUCAGUUAGGCCGGGUGUUUGCCUCAUUCACGGGAACUGUUACAUAGGAGAAGAGUGCCUUGAACACGGUCCAGUGUAGUCUGGAAACAUGUCACUUGUCUUCAAUUCGACUACUUCGAAUAAAUCGCUGAGACACCACGUGAACCACUAUAUUUAUAUAUGCUGAUAAGAGAUAAUUUAACAAAAGUGACGUUGAAACAAAUUAUGGCCCCUGCUUUUCUGUACUCUUUUCAAAUAGGCUACAACAUAUCACCAUUAAAAACGCUUUUUACAUGUAGUUUCGUUUUGCUACUUUGCUGUGCAGAAAAAAUGUGUAAUGUGCAAGCACUCGUUCACCUAUUUAAAAAACAUAAACGUUACAAGCGUACUUUCUCUAAACAAGGAAGACUUGUAGACAUCUACUUCCUUGUUCAAAUUAAGCGUUUAAACUUAGAGAACAGUUUUUGAGUUCUUAAAACAGAGUAACUUUUCUUCGAAACGCAGAAUAUCGAAUAGAAAAUGUACCAUAAUAGCAGUGCAUGUUUUAAGACAGAUCAUUUCGAAACAAUUCAGUCAGAGAAAAGGAAAACACAUGGAUGAUCCUGGCUGCUAAGCAUGACACACUGACUAAUAUUAGAGAUGUACGAGUAUGGAUGUUUGAGUAUGGUAUACUUUAUUUAAAAAGUUACUUUUCUUUGGUAGACUCAUUUUAAUAGCAGAUAUACAUAUAUUCAGGGUUAUAGACAUUCAGACUUUCAUAUUAUUUAAUUAGUUUUUCUUAUUGUUCAUACAAUAACGCAAUCCUUGCGCCUCGGGGUCUGCGUUCACAUGAGAAAAUGGUACGAUGCUUUAAUAAACGAUUUGUGAGAAAAUAACGAAAAACGAGUUGCAGAUUAUUUAUUGGUCAGCAUUCAGUUUACAUUAUAGAGUUCCAAAGGAAAGAAAGAAAAGUGGAGAAAAAGAAAUGGAAGAAAAUGGGUAAAAUAAAUAUUUUGAAAUCGA
Molecule: messenger RNA, 3935 nt
Organism: Lingula anatina
Lineage: Eukaryota; Metazoa; Brachiopoda; Lingulata; Lingulida; Lingulidae
Product: von Willebrand factor D and EGF domain-containing protein-like
Biological process (GO): anatomical structure development
Cellular component (GO): extracellular region; cell surface
Molecular function (GO): signaling receptor binding
Source: RefSeq, a predicted model, not a curated record